CUUCUCGUGUAUUUGCAUGCAAUCCCUUUCAUAGCGUCCGCAUUCCUUGUACUUUAUAUCAAAAUUUAAAUCAAGAUGCUCCACGGAAACUCGAUAAAGAUCCUCACCGGGAAUAGCCAUCCUGAGCUCGCCAAGUCUGUGGCUGAGCGACUCAACAUCCCCCUCACACCAUGCACCGUCGUCAAAUUCUCUAACGGAGAGGUCAACGUGAAGAUCUCCGAGUCCGUCCGUGACGAAGACGUCUUCAUCAUCCAGUCGUCCUGCGCAGAUGUCAAUGACCACCUCAUGGAACUUCUCAUCCUCAUCUCCGCCUGCAAAGGCGCUUCAGCACGUCGCAUCACUGCUGUCAUUCCGUGCUACCCCUACGCUCGGAUGGACAAGAAGGACAAGAGUCGCGCACCCAUCACCGCGAAGCUUGUCGCGAAUAUGUUGGCGGUAGCAGGAUGCGACCAUGUUAUUACGAUGGACCUCCAUGCGAGCCAGAUCCAAGGAUUCUUCGACUUUCCGGUGGAUAACUUGUACUCGGAACCGCUCAUGAUCGCGUAUAUCAAGCAGAACAUAGAGGAUUGGCAGAAUGGGGUCAUUGUCAGUCCAGAUGCGGGAGGGGCGAAGCGAGUCACUGCUAUCGCGGACAAACUCGAUCUCGAAUUCGCCCUCUUUCACAGAAAACGGGAAGGCAAGGCCGAAGACGCACCGGAGAAGAUGGAGCUUCUCGUCGGUAGCGUCAAGGACAAGGUUGCGAUCGUGGUCGACGAUAUGAUCGACACGGGUAGCACCCUUACCUUGGCUGCCAAAUCAUUACGGGACAACGGAGCGAGCAGAGUCCACGCUAUCAUCUCGCAUGGCCUCUUCUCCGAAACUCGGAUGCAGACGAUCGAUUCCCUCCCCAUAGACACCCUCAUCGUAACGAACACAAUCCCACAACACGAACACCAAGACCUCUGCGCGAAGCUCGUCACGCUCGACAUCAGCCCCACAAUCGCGGAGAGCAUCCGUCGGACGCAUAACGGAGAGUCGAUCAGCUUACUGUUUGGUGACUGGGCGAACGCUGCUGCAGGGAUGAACGGGUUCUGAACGCUUUUGGUUGUCCUUCUAGAGCCGUAAGACGACACACGACACCUUUCGGAUUUCGGCCUUGAUCCAUCCCUUGAAUGUGAAAGCUCUCUGCCAUUCGACCUUCGGUUUUUGAAGAUGAAGAUGGAUGCGAGGACUUGAGUAUCCGCUGGGAGUUUUUUUGUGCGUGUGGUUUGUGUGAGUGAGAGGUCGAGAUUGGAACAGUUUAGAUGCGGAUGUGCGGAGGUAAGUAUUAUGAUGGGUUUGUGGUGGUCGACGAAGCAAAAGUAAGGGGCUAGGUGACUUUGCCCUUUCACCGAUCUUCAGUGGUUAUACGUCAUCCCAAUAUUUGUAGCUAUCAUCCACUUGUUUGAUGGUCCGGGGGACGUACAGGAAUUAGCAGUAAUCAUAGAUGAAAGAUCAUGAACCG
Messenger RNA from Stereum hirsutum FP-91666 SS1, 1483 nucleotides. RefSeq names its product phosphoribosyl pyrophosphokinase. The transcript has 7 exons. Bases 76 to 1074 code for a protein of 332 amino acids. The record is from RefSeq and is a predicted model, not a curated record. Gene Ontology annotation, biological process: ribonucleoside monophosphate biosynthetic process; 5-phosphoribose 1-diphosphate biosynthetic process; purine nucleotide biosynthetic process. Gene Ontology annotation, cellular component: cytoplasm; ribose phosphate diphosphokinase complex. Gene Ontology annotation, molecular function: magnesium ion binding; ribose phosphate diphosphokinase activity. NCBI's taxonomy places the organism in Eukaryota, Fungi, Basidiomycota, Agaricomycetes, Russulales, Stereaceae.